This is a messenger RNA of Pseudophryne corroboree (corroboree frog), 9275 nucleotides long. RefSeq names its product ADAMTS like 1 (gene ADAMTSL1). Gene Ontology annotation, biological process: extracellular matrix organization; proteolysis. Lineage: Eukaryota; Metazoa; Chordata; Amphibia; Anura; Myobatrachidae. The coding region runs from base 145 to 5433 and encodes 1762 amino acids. The transcript has 29 exons. Gene Ontology annotation, cellular component: extracellular matrix. The record is from RefSeq and is a predicted model, not a curated record. Gene Ontology annotation, molecular function: metalloendopeptidase activity.
CCAGCACACGCCCCCUGGUUGGGGAGAUGGGAGCGGGGCCGGUGAGUGUGAAAGUGGAGAGGCUGUUGCUGCAGAGCGAGCGCUGGUGCUGGAGGUGACAGCAGCUCCCUCAGUCACUGUCCCAUUCACAGCCUGGAUACAGUCAUGGAGAUAGGCACCCUACUGCUGCUGCUGGCUGUGGCUUGCUGCCUCCUGAGCUCUCGUACCGCUCGAUCGGAGGAGGACCGAGACACGUUAUGGGAUGCCUGGGGAUCAUGGAGUGAAUGUUCAAGAACCUGUGGUGGAGGAGCCUCAUAUUCUCUAAGGAGAUGUCUUGGUAGCAAAAGCUGUGAAGGUCGGAACAUACGGUACAGGACGUGCAGCAAUGUGGAUUGUCCAGCAGAAUCAGGAGAUUUUCGGGCUCAGCAGUGCUCUGCUCAUAACGAUGUCAAAUAUCAAGGACAAUAUAGGGAGUGGCUUCCAAUUCAUAAUGACCCUGAGAACCCGUGUUCUUUAAAGUGCCAAGCAAAAGGAACAUCUCUUAUUGUGGAACUUGCUCCUAAAGUACUGGAUGGCACCCGGUGUUACACAGAGUCCUUGGACACAUGCAUCAGUGGUUUAUGCCAGAUUGUUGGUUGUGACCACCAGCUAGGAAGCACUGCAAAGGAGGAUAAUUGUGGAGUUUGCAAUGGAGAAGGGUCAACCUGCCGUUUGGUUCGAGGACAGUACAAAUCACAGCUUUCUGCGAACAAGUUAGAUGAAACAGUGGUUGUAAUACCAUAUGGAAGCAGGCACAUUCGGCUGGUGCUUAAAGGUCCUGAUCACCUGUACCUGGAAACCAAAACUUUGCAAGGUUUAAAAGGGGAGAACAGCCUCAGCAACACUGGUUCCUUUCUUGUGGACAAUACUACUGUUGACUUCCAGAGAUUUCCCGAUAAAGAAAUCCUCAGGAUGGCUGGUCCCCUUUCUGCAGACUUUUCUGUAAAGAUACGUUACACUGGUGCUGCUGAUAGUGUGGUGCAGUUCAUUUUCUACCAGCCCAUAAUACAUCGCUGGAGAGAAACAGAUUUUUUCCCUUGCUCAGCAUCAUGUGGAGGAGGUUACCAGCUAACGUCAGCAGAAUGUUAUGACAUGAGGAGUGGACGGAUAGUGGCUGAUCAGUACUGCCAUUACUAUCCUGAAAACGUAAAGCCCAAACCCAGGCUUCAGGAGUGUAACAUGGACCCAUGCUUAGCCAGUGAUGGUUACAAGCAAAUAAUGCCCUAUGAUCUCUAUCACCCCCUUCCCAGAUGGGAAAAUACUCCCUGGACGGCUUGCUCCUCAUCUUGUGGUGGAGGGAUUCAAAGCCGGACUGUGUCCUGUGUGGAGGAGGACAUGCAGGGACAGAUUAGCACUGUGGAGGAAUGGAAAUGUAUGUACACUCCAAAGAUGCCCUUAGUCCAUCCUUGCAAUAUUUUUGAUUGUCCUAAAUGGUUGGCUCAGGAAUGGUCUCCGUGCACUGUUACUUGUGGCCAUGGGCUGAGGUACCGAGUAGUUCUCUGCAUUGAUCACAGAGGUAUACAUACAGGCGGCUGUAGUCCUAAAACAAAACCUCACAUUAAGGAGGAAUGUACAGUACACAUACCUUGCUACAAGAUGAAAGAAAAGCUGCCUGUGGAAGCCAAGCUGCCAUGGUAUAAACAAGCACAGGAGUUAGAAGAGGCAACGGCUGUAUCUGAAGAGCCUUCGUUCAUACCAGAGCCGUGGUCCGCUUGUAGUGUUUCCUGUGGAGUAGGUGUACAGCAGCGAGCAGUCAAGUGCCAGGUGCUAUUAUCAUUUGCUCAGACAAUUGCUGAUCUCCCACUUGAUGAGUGUGAGGGGCCGAAACCAGCCAGUCAGAGAACGUGUUACGGUGGACCCUGCAAUGGUGAAGAGGUGGAGUACAGCCCAGAUGAGGACGAGCUGGAGUAUGGAGGAUUAAAGGAUAUCGAUGAACUGUAUGAUUGGGAGUAUGAGGGAUUCUCUGAGUGCUCUGAGUCAUGUGGUGGAGGUGUGCAAGAAGCUGUAGUAGUUUGCUUGAACAAACAAACGCGUGCUACAGUAGGUGAAACCCUUUGUGUGGCUAGUAGACGUCCUCCACCACUCUUAAAAACAUGUAAUUUGGACGCAUGUCCCCCAAGGUGGGAGAUUGGAAACUGGAGCUCCUGCAGUUUAACUUGCGGAGUGGGAUUACAAACUAGAGACAUAUUUUGUUCUCAUCUUCUAUCAAGAGACACAAAUGAAACCGUAAUGUUGGUAGAUGAUUUUUGCAGACAACCUAAACCCACUUUGGUACAGGCCUGCAAUCGCUUUGACUGCCCACCAGCUUGGUACUCUACAGACUGGAAACCGUGCUCUCAGUCAUGUGGUGGGGGGAUACAGACGCGAGAUGUCCUCUGCAAGCAAAGGCUGUCCGAUGGCAGCAUCCUGGAACUGCCGGAAACAUUUUGCUUAUCUGUGAAACCACUAUCUCAGGAGUUAUGUCAGAAUGAAGACUGCCCAGUGGAGUGGCAUUUGACUGACUGGUCUCAGUGUUCAGUUUCGUGUGGAGAAGGGACACAGAUCCAAGGUGCUGUUUGUAGGAAGAAGGUGAAAACUGGAGAAUACGUCUUGGUGAAUUCCUCUUUGUGUGCAGACUCAGUCCUUCAUCAGAUGACGCGACCUUGCUCACUAGCAGCAUGCACAAGACCCAGGAUUGGCCAGAAAACGAGCCCCCAGAUUACAGGUCUCAGAAAAAUGUAUAUACAGAUCAAAAAGCAGAAGAAGUUGCAGUUUGUUGUUGGUGGAUAUGCUUACCUCCUACCAAAGACCUCACUUGUGCUUAGGUGUCCUGUACGGCAGUUCCGGAAACCCCAGAUCAUAUGGGAAAAAGACGGGAAACAUUUGAUCAGCUCAGAGCACAUUACUGUUGCACCACAUGGAUACAUCAAAAUUCAUCACCUUAAACCUUCCGACACUGGAGUUUACACAUGCAUGGCUGGGCCUAGCCAAGAACAUUUUGUCAUCAAGCUUAUUGGAGAGAAUAAUAAAAUUAUUUCCCAAGCUCCUAGAGUUAGAGAAGAAGGGACUGCUAAGAAAAUGAGGAAGAAUGAUGGUUAUAACCACCCGGAAAAGCAGCAGAGUGCAAAUCUGUUUAACCGAAGCAAGACUGAAAAGCAAUUGCAACUAACAGACCCUAGUAGUCGCUAUGAUAAUAUUAUCUCACGCCUUUUGGCCCUAAAAGUUUGGUCUGAUCAUCAUAUGGAUCCAUCUGACCCUCAAGAAUCUUUUGAAAGGAAUAUCUCUUCAGAGGAAGACCAUGGUUUGGAGCACUCUUUACCUAACACUAUUGUCACUGAUGUUAAGCGCAUAGAUGACAUAAUUCGGUCAUUGUCUCAGCAACCUGUUGAACUGAAUGACAACAACAGCAGACACCUUUUAUUGCAGAUGGCUCAUGAGUUAACAAGGAGCCAUCUAGAAAGCCACGAAGCACCUGUUUUCAAGACAGACCAUAAACAGAUUAGUCCUGGAACUUCAGAACAUUCAUUGUACAAACCUGUUUCUAGUUUUUCUAGUUCCAGGUCUUCAUCCAUGGAAGCUGAAGCUUUGGAGCCCCAUGAAAGACUCCCAGCCCAUUCUCUCAGGAAGCCAGUCAUUCUAAGAAAGAUAUCGGCAGCCCAGCAUUUUUCAGCGUCUGAGGUUGUUACUCAUAUUGGACAGACGGUAGCACUGGCUAGUGGAACACUCAGUGUAUUGCUUCAUUGUGAAGCUGGUGGAAACCCUAAACCACUUAUCAGCUGGGCCAAAAAUGGAGAGGAAGUUAAAUACAGUAACAGGAUACUCUUAAAAUCAGAUGAUUCCCUGCAAAUACUAGAGCCAGUUGAAGCUGACGUUGGAUUCUAUACCUGCAAUGCCACCAACCCUUUAGGCUCUGCUUCAGUGUCUAUUGCCAUUACUCUAGCAGGGAAACCAUUAAUAAAGACCUCCAAGGCGGUUCUUCUCAAUGUGGACGCGCCUUCCAUCACUGUCGAUGUGGGAACUAUGGUGAAAACCAUUCAAGCAACAAAUGUUACCAUCCACUGCCAAGUAGCUGGUCUCCCUGAGGUAGAUGUGACUUGGUACAGAAAUAAAAGCAGAUUGCACCAUGUGUCUCACCAUAGUGAUGCAUCUCUGUUCAUUGGGAAUGUAACUUACUCGGACCAGGGAUUGUAUACUUGCAAGGCCAUUAAUAUACAUGGGGAGGUGUCAUCAACAACAGAGCUGCAAGUAAUAGGACCCUCUCUGGUUACCUUUGGUGAAGAACGGUUAGUGAUGCUUAUGGCUCAAGCAGGGCUAGGAAUACCAUCUGUGCUGGCUUCUCUUAUUGGCAACAGCCUGCUGGUGGGCACAGGUGGAUCGGCACUGAUAGGUUGUCCUGUGAAGGGGGUUUCCGUUCCCAAUAUAUCUUGGUUUCAUGGAAGUCAGCUACUGAUCAAUGGAGCACGACCAACACAUGAGGUGAUGGAAGAAGGACAGAUCCUGCGUCUAACUAAUAUAAGCAAAGAUCACCAAGGAGAAUAUAGUUGUGUUAUUAGGAACACAUCUGAUUCUCUUAUGCAAAGAGCUUCUUUGUCAAUUAAAGCAUCUCCGGAUUACCAAUGGGCAGUUAUUGGUCUCCUACCAUGCACAGCAUCAUGUGGUAACAGAGGUGUCCAACAUACACAAUUGAGAUGUGUUCUGGACAAGCAAGAGGUCAAUGUGUCUCACUGCCUAAAUAAGUCAAGACCACCAGUAAAGCCCAUUGCAUGUAACAGAAGAGACUGUUCACCAAGGUGGAUGGUAACAUCCUGGUCACCAUGUUUGCAGAGCUGCGGAGGGGGUGUCCAGACCCGGAGGGUUACCUGCCAGAAACUGACAGGGACAGGCAUUUCUGUACCAGUAUCAAAUGACAUCUGCACAAUUUCUGCAAAACGUCCUGUGGAAAGUCAGAGCUGCAGUAGACAUCUGUGUGUGGAGUGGACUACAUCUGCCUGGGGGCGGUGUCAUGGACAAUGCAUAGGACCGCGUAUGGCUGUACAGCGCAGACAAGUAUUCUGUCAAACCCGGGAUGGAACCACCUUGUCACCAGAACAAUGCCAGGUCUUGCCAAGGCCUCUAACUACCCGGAAUUGCUGGUCAGACAUCUGCAGCGUACACUGGCGAGUGUCACCCUGGACCCUAUGCACGGCAACCUGUGGCAGCUAUGGCUUCCAGUCAAGACGUGUGGAAUGUGUACACCACCGAACUGGUAAACAUGUGCAAGAUCACAUGUGUUCUUGGAGACCGCGACCUUCUAACUGGCAACGCUGCAAUAUGGCACCUUGUGAGAAUGUUGACUGCAGAGAUACAACCCUGUACUGUGAAAAGGUGAAACAGCUGAAACUUUGCCAGCUUGCACAGUUCAAAUCUCGCUGCUGUGGGACUUGUGGGAAAGCGUGACAAUCUAUUCAGAAGCCUAAUUUUGCUUUAGCUAAGGAAGGAGAUGUGAAAAAGAGGCUGUUACACAGGCUUGUGAUGAUCCUGUGAUAUUUAUUUGUGCGUUGUCCAGCCCUUGAAAAGGACUAGACAAGGAUGUCUUCCAUUUCUGCUGGGAGAACCAUUGCAGUAAAUAACUGACUCACGUGUUUCACAUGAGCUGAACUCGGAAAAUAAGCUUUAUUACAAGCCUAGGAUACUGAGCACAACCAUUGUUGGUUGCAUCAUGAACAUUAUGGGGGUGGUGCAUCCCUGAAAAGGAGUUCGAAGCAAUAUAGGAACAAAGGGAUUUGAUAGGAACAGAACUUUUGUUUUGGAAACAAAGGGGACAAUAUUGGUUGUACAUGUAUUGUUGAGUUUUCAUUCUACUUUUUUUAUUUUGCUUGUCUGCCAUCCCCACUAUGAAACACAGAGCGUUUUACAGUGACGCACACUAGCUAAGAGCUGGGACCAGUCAUCUACUGGAUUUAAAAGAACCAAAUAUGAAAGACUAAGUUGUGUGAACGAUCACAGUAACUACAGUAGCAUUGCUGAUUUGUGAACCUGUUUCUCGCACGGAUGUGAAAAAUUUGCCUUAACUUUCAUGAUGACAAGGGUUACGGGCACUCUGUAUCAUGCAAUGAUAUGUGACGUUCUAAAGUGUGUCAAAUAAUGUUCCACAGUACAAGAUGCUUAGGAAUGUGAUGUGCUUAGCUGGUAAAUGACAGCCUCCUCGAUAUUUACAGCCACUUUUAUGAGUGUGAUGUGUGAGAACGUCAAAAUGGCAAACAGAAAUGUGCAAAUCCAUUGUAGUGGGAGAGGCGAUGUGUGUGGGGCUAGCACGGAUUAUUUAAGCUUUUCAAAAUCACUUUGCUACUUGUACAGUUUGUUGGCACUGUACUCACUUUUUAUUGUUUGCUAUCAACAGGGGGUUUUCCACUAAGCCUAAACUGUGAGUUGUUGAGUUGGUGGCCCCGUUCCAGUGGCAGAAAUAGACUGGCAUUCCUACCACAGGAGAGCUCAUCAGUGUAGGCUCUGGUCAGCUCCUAGGAAAGUUGCUUGUUCCCUAUAAUGCUUCACACAUAUAAGCAUAUAGUAAUUCUUAUUCUCAUUUGAAACAACAGGAACCACAUUCUCUUAUUUAAAUCCUGCACCAUGUAACUGAAAUACUAUCUUUAUAUUCCAGCUCUUCCAGCCACACACUUAUUGCGCAUACUGCACACACUAAAGUCACAGCAACAUGAAAAGUCUCCGUUUGUGAACACUUAUUAAGCACUUAAAAAUCUUACAAUUAUAUUGUGGUCUGUGAAUGAAAUAUGUCCUGUAGUUUACUAGUGGGGUUAUGCUGGCAAUGUACGCUGAGGAGAAGAAGAAGACGCCAUUGUAAUCAGUCAGCCCAUCAUCAGACAUGUUGGUGAACUCUGGGCUGAACAUACAGAUCUCUCUCAGACUCUCAUAUGGGUCCUCUGUGUGUGUGGCUAAAAUCGGUCAGUGGAGUUGGCACUGUGACAGAGUAGCAGCAGGACUGGCCCAUUUGUGGCCGGCGUAAUAACAAGGGUGACCAGAACAGGAAACAAGACCCAACCCCCCUGCCUCAGUUCCAAUGUUCAAUUGAGAUGCAGUUAUAAAUGAAAACCUGUAAUAUAUAUAUAUAUAUAUAUAUUUGCAAUAAAAAAACAUUGCCACACAUUAGUUAUCACUGUAAGCACUUGAGGAUUACUGGAAAUAUAAGUAUGUGAGUUAUGUAGUCCUGUGCUGGUUCUUACUAACAUACUAUGUAAUUGGAGGGCUAUUGCUACAAUCUUUAUGGUAGAAUGUAUGUUAUAAUUAUCAUUACAUUAAUCAGGGUAACUGCGCCUGAAACCACUGAAAUAACCUUUCUAUUACACCCCUUUCCUAAUAGGAAACACAUGAUACAGCCACUUUGUUAAAUGACGUUCUGUGGCUGAUGCAGAGUUAAAUGCAAAGUCUGUUUGUGGAGUGUGUCUUGUGUGUUUUUAUUUUGCACAUGUUCCCAAGCAUAGACAAGUGCAUGUGUUGCUAUGUGAUGCUUUUAAUUUACCUGCUGUCGGGAUCCUGGCGGUCAGGAUAUCGACACCAUAAUCCCAACAGCUGGCAAUGCCGCCAGUCGGAAUCCCGGCGCAACAGGGCUAUUCUCACUCGUGUAUGUCCACGACACCCAUAGACUGGGAAUAGAUCCUGUGGUGAGCGCAGCAAACCACCGAGCCCGCAAGGGGGCUCAUAGCACUCGCCCCGCUGCCGGCAUUCUGGCGGGUGGGAUGCUGCUGUCUGGAUUUUGACAGCCGGCAUCCCGCCCGCAGGUAAUCUGUACCGAACCCGUUGCUACAGAUGUGUCCUCAUACAUUAUACAUCAUUGCUGAAGUUACGCGAUACAGUCACUCUCAGCGCACCUGUGAGACUCUGCUAGUGUUUUGUUAUCCCCUGUUUUUGCUGAAAAUGCAUAUUAGUUGGUCAUUCAGAUCUGAUCGCUUGGCUGCUAAUUUUGCUGUCCUGCGUUCAGAUAGUGGCCACCUACAGGGGGAGUGUAUAUUCGCUGUGCAAAUGUGCAAUCCUAUGUGUACCACGAGCUGCUAAAAUUCACUUUGUGCAGUCUCUGCACCACCCAGGACUUACUCCUACAGUGCGAUCACAUCAGGCUGAUUGGGUCCGGAGGUGACGUCAGACACCCUCCCUGAAAACGCUUGGGCACGCCUGCAUUUUUCCGAACACUCCCAGUAAACGGUCAGUUACCACUCACAAAUGGCUUCCUCCUGUCAAUCACCUUGCAAACACCCGUGCGAUUACAAUUUUCGCACCAUCCUGUGGCUGCCCAGCGAUGCCCUCUGUUGUUGUCCAACGCGUGUGCACAUUGCAGUGCAUAUGCAUGCGCUGUGCGUACCUGAUCACCUGCUGUGCGAAAACGCAUAGUAGCGAUCAGAUUUGAAUGACCCCCUUAGUCCCAAUACGAUGCAGCUAGGACGCACAAGCAGACUGUGCUGAUUGAUAUACUGUUUGACACUUGUAUAUCUGUGUGCGACUGAGUCUCUGAAUCUGUAUACGAACUGCUACAGUGUAGCAGCAGCAGCUUUUUCCAAUACAAGGUCUGUUCUGCUCCGUAUAGACUCACACAAUAUACAAGUGUCAUAUAUCAAAUUUAGCAGCACAGUCUCUGCAACAUUGUGUUACAACUAAGACACAAUUUCGGCAAAAAAAGAUGCCCAAUGCUAGCAGAGUUGCACAGGACCAGGCGGCUCACUCGUACCAAGCAUCUCACACUGCAUGGCGUAUUGUGCUAGAUGUAUGAGGGCACAUCUGUAAGUCGUAUGCAAGCCAAACACAUCCUCACUUGUGACUGAAGGGGCUGUAACUGGGCUGUAGCGGUGCACUGUGACGCCGGUAAUGCUCAGUGACAGACUGUAGAUGGAAUUGUGGGCUUUGCAGGGUUGUGCUGAAGCAGAAAUACACCUGUUUCCGGAUUUAUGUUUGCAUCUAGUACAGGCUGGUGUAAGUGCGCAGUGAUGGUGAUAACAACUAUCAAACCAAGUGUAUAGAGGGGGUGGAAUUUCGGUCAGUGAGAUGCGUAUGGGUGCAUAUAGGCAUUUAGUUCCAUGGGUACAGUGCUGGAGCAUCUACAGCCAGCUUGCGUUCAACUCUGCAAUAGCCCCUCUGUAUGCAAAGUGUGUGUUGCCAAGUUACAGCAUAUUAUUAAUAUAAAAAUGUUUAUGUAUGUAUAACAUUGUUUGUAUUUAUUAGGGGUUCUUGUACAAAAAAAGUGCAAUAUUAAUAAUUGUACAUUGUUUUUCAGAUAAAAUUAUUUUUGGGACUUU